Molecule: messenger RNA, 1768 nt
Organism: Portunus trituberculatus (swimming crab)
Lineage: Eukaryota; Metazoa; Arthropoda; Malacostraca; Decapoda; Portunidae
Product: WD repeat-containing protein WRAP73-like
Biological process (GO): protein localization to mitotic spindle pole body; microtubule anchoring at mitotic spindle pole body; mitotic sister chromatid segregation
Cellular component (GO): microtubule organizing center; mitotic spindle; MWP complex
Molecular function (GO): protein binding
Source: RefSeq, a predicted model, not a curated record
UAGCUGGUACUGAUAUUAAUAGCUCAAAGGCCACCACACCCAUUAAAACCACGUAAAUACACUAAAAAUACUUAAAAAACAAUAAAUAUACAAUUAAUAUAUAAUAAUUUCUGUGGCGCAAAACAACAACAACAACAACAACAAUAACAAGAUCAGCUGAUGGGACGCGCGUGGGAGAGGAACGUGGGAGAGGAAGAAGAGAAGAGGAGGAAGAGGAAGAGGAAGAAGAGGAGGAGGAGGAGGAGUGCCAAAAAGUGCCUGGGAGAGAGAGAGAGAGAGGGAGAGAGUGCCAAAAUAAUAUGAACUUUUCUGAGGUUCUGGGGGCGAGCCUUGGGGGGGGCGACGGGGGGGCGGCUGUGGCGUGGGCGGGGGACGGGCGGCUGGUGGCGUGGCCCUCCCCCCCCUCCAGGCUUCAGGUCAGGGACUCGGCCACCCUCCAGGUCAUUGCCACCUUCAACUGCGCCGACGCUGUGCAGGAGAUCGCAUGGGCCCCUGACUCCCAGUACCUCCUGUCAGUGUCCUACAAACGGGGCAUUGUGGAGGUGUGGGCAGUGGGUGACCCCGGGUGGAGGUGCCGGGUGGAAGGGGGAUCAGGGGGAGUCAUCGCCGCCCAGUGGUCACCCGACAGCCGGCACGUUCUCAUCACUGCGGAGUUCUAUGUACGGGUGCGGGUGUGGUCACUGGUCCGGGGGGAGUCUGUGUGCUGUGUGGCCCGGCCCAAGAGGGGGGUGGCUGGGGGUCUCUUUCAGCCCUGGGGGUUCCUGGUGGUGGCCCAGAGGAAGGACUGCCGAGAUUACCUGACCAUUUACGAGACACAAGAUUGGACGCUGGUGAAGACCUUCCCAGUGUGCACUCGUGACCUUGUGGGGGUCGCCUGGGGGUGUCUGAGUCCCACCCACACCCCGGGGCACCCCACAGGUCACCCCCGAGGUCACCCCAGCGAAGGAUCUCUAUUAAUUGUAUGGGACUCAAAUUUAGACUACAAUCUGGCACUGUACUCUCUCUCUGGGCACUGUCUGGGGUCCUACAGUGCCUAUGAUAUGGCACUGGGGGUGUCUGACUGUGCCCUCUCACCUUCCAGACAGUUCUUGGCAGUCUCCAGCCAUGAUCAUAAGGUCCGACUGCUGAGCUAUCCCCCUCAGAGUGGCAGCAGAGUUACCCCACCCCUACCAUCACCACCACCACCGCCACCACCAGCCAGUGUGUGGUGUACAAGGAAGGUCGAACACACCACACAGGAUUCGCCGCAGCUCUUGCCACAGCACGCAACCCCUCCCUCCCCCCCCUCGCCUUGGUCCACCACACCUCCGAAAACAGCCCCCCCGCAGCCCCCACCCCGGCAAGCCCCCAUGGUAGCGUUUAGUAGUGACGGGAGGUACCUUGCCACACGCCGUUUGGACAUGCCCUGCGCCGUUUGGAUUUGGGACAUUUCAAGCAUUUCCCUCAAAGCUGUGUUGGUUCAUGAAGAUUCUGUCAAAGAUCUAGCGUGGGACCCUAAAUCUUCACGCCUAGCACUCGUCACAGGAGGCUGCCAUGUAUUCUUCUGGUCCCCGCUUGGCACUGUGGCUGUAGCAGUGCCAUCAGGGCCACACCUUCGCCUGGGGGGCCUCAGGUGGCAUCCGUUUGGUCGCUGUUUGCUUGUUUACGAUCGCAAGCAUCUCUCUGUUUGUUUCCUCAACCACCCCCACCCCCCCACCACCUCCAAGAACCCCUAGAGUGUGUUUGGGUGUGUUUUGGGUGUGUUGGGUGUGUUUUGUGUGUUUGGAUG